Molecule: messenger RNA, 5164 nt
Organism: Ficedula albicollis (Collared flycatcher)
Lineage: Eukaryota; Metazoa; Chordata; Aves; Passeriformes; Muscicapidae
Gene: NTRK2
Product: neurotrophic receptor tyrosine kinase 2
Exons: 16
Coding region: 254-2245 (663 amino acids)
Biological process (GO): regulation of phosphatidylinositol 3-kinase/protein kinase B signal transduction; positive regulation of kinase activity; trans-synaptic signaling by neuropeptide, modulating synaptic transmission
Cellular component (GO): signaling receptor complex; plasma membrane; axon
Molecular function (GO): brain-derived neurotrophic factor binding; ATP binding; brain-derived neurotrophic factor receptor activity
Source: RefSeq, a predicted model, not a curated record
CAUCGCAAACCAGCCAAAUUUGGAAAGUAUAAAUGACAAUGAGGUUGGAUAUUAUGUUGGACUUAAAAAUCUGACUGUCGUGGAUUCAGGCCUAAGAUUUGUGUCCCGUCAUGCAUUUGUGAAAAACGUGAACCUACAAUACAUCAAUUUAUCCAGAAACAAGCUCUCAAGUUUGUCCAAGAAGCCUUUUCGCCAUCUGGGUUUGACUGAUCUGAUACUGGUGGACAAUCCAUUCAAGUGCUCCUGUGAAAUCAUGUGGAUCAAGAAAUUUCAAGCAACCAAGUUUUACACAGAAACUCAGGACUUAUAUUGCAUAGAUGACAACAAUAAGAGGACAGCCUUGCUGGAUAUGAAGGUCCCAAACUGCGACUUGCCCUCAGCAAACUUAAGCAAUUACAACAUCACCGUGGUGGAAGGAAAGAGCAUCACGUUGUACUGUGAUACCACUGGCGGGCCACCCCCAAAUGUGUCCUGGGUGGUAACUAACCUUGUUUCAAACCAUGAGAGUGAUACAAAUAAGAACCCUGCCUCUCUCACCAUCAAGAAUGUUUCAUCAAUGGACAGUGGACUGGAGAUUUCCUGUGUAGCAGAGAACAUUGUGGGAGAGGACCAAGUCUCUGCUGAGCUUACAGUAUUCUUUGCACCAAAUAUCACAUUUAUCGAGUCUCCGACCCCUGACCACCACUGGUGUAUUCCAUUCACUGUGAAAGGGAACCCUAAGCCCACAUUGCAGUGGUUCUAUGAAGGAGCUGUACUGAAUGAGUCUGAAUACAUCUGUACUAAAAUACACGUUAUCAAUCAAAGUGAAUACCAUGGCUGCCUUCAGCUGGACAAUCCUACACACCUGAAUAAUGGUGCUUAUACCUUACUGGCAAAGAAUGAUUACGGAGAGGAUGAAAAACGGGUUGAUGCUCAUUUCAUGUCAGUGCCUGGAGAUGGUAGUGGCCCAAUUUUGGAUCCAGACGUUUAUGAGUAUGAAACCACACCUAAUGAUCUUGGAGAUGCCACAAAUAACAGUAAUCAAAUCACUUCAACGGAUGUUUCCAACAAAGAGAAUGAAGAUAGCAUCACUGUGUACGUUGUGGUGGGAAUUGCAGCACUGGUGUGCACUGGCUUAGUAAUAACCCUCAUUAUUCUGAAGUUUGGAAGACACUCUAAGUUUGGAAUGAAAGGUCCUUCUUCAGUCAUCAGCAAUGACGACGAUUCUGCCAGUCCCCUCCACCACAUCUCAAAUGGCAGUAACACUCCGUCUUCUUCUGAGGGGGGCCCUGAUGCAGUCAUCAUUGGGAUGACAAAGAUUCCUGUCAUUGAAAAUCCACAGUAUUUUGGAAUUACCAACAGUCAGCUCAAGCCAGAUACCUUUGUGCAUCACAUCAAGCGCCACAAUAUUGUUCUUAAAAGAGAACUGGGAGAAGGAGCCUUUGGGAAAGUCUUUCUGGCAGAAUGCUAUAACCUGUGUCCUGAGCAGGGCAAGAUCUUGGUGGCAGUAAAGACACUGAAGGAUGCCAGUGACAAUGCCCGCAAGGACUUCCACCGUGAGGCAGAACUGCUAACUAACCUGCAACAUGAGCACAUUGUCAAAUUCUAUGGUGUCUGCAUUGAGGGUGAUCCACUCAUCAUGGUCUUUGAGUACAUGAAGCACGGAGAUCUUAACAAAUUUCUCAGGGCACAUGGACCAGAUGCAGGGCUGAUGGCAGAAGGCAACCGUCCUGCUGAGCUGACCCAAUCCCAGAUGCUUCACAUUGCACAGCAGAUUGCUUCUGGUAUGGUUUACCUGGCAUCACAGCACUUUGUGCAUCGGGAUCUUGCUACCCGGAAUUGUCUGGUUGGUGAAAACCUGCUGGUGAAGAUUGGGGAUUUUGGGAUGUCUAGAGAUGUGUACAGCACAGACUACUACCGGGUUGGGGGUCACACCAUGUUGCCCAUUCGUUGGAUGCCUCCAGAAAGUAUAAUGUACAGGAAGUUCACCACAGAAAGUGAUGUCUGGAGCCUGGGGGUUGUAUUAUGGGAAAUCUUUACUUAUGGCAAACAGCCAUGGUAUCAGCUCUCAAACAAUGAGGUGAUUGAGUGCAUCACUCAGGGCCGAGUCCUGCAGCGACCUCGCACAUGCCCAAAGGAAGUGUAUGACUUGAUGCUGGGCUGUUGGCAACGGGAGCCUCACAUGCGGCUCAACAUCAAAGAAAUCCACUCCCUCCUUCAGAACUUGGCCAAGGCAUCUCCAGUCUACUUGGAUAUUUUAGGCUAAAGUCUCCUAGCAUUUCUUCUGGGCUGCGGGAAUGAAUGUGUUCAACUGCCGCUGAACUACAUUAAAUGUGUUCUUAACUUUGACAGUAUUAAUGACAAAGUUGAGGAGAAGCUUUCAAAGGGCAAGCAAUGUGCGCUUCUCCAUCUGUAGACACAGUAUUGACUUUUUAGACAUUAUCAAGACAUAUCUUCUCCCUUUCUCUCAGUUUCUAUCUUUUUUUUCUUCUCUCUUGUCUUUCUAAUCAAUUUGGCUUCUGCAUUAUUGUAACUCUGCAUAGACAAAGGCCUUAAAAACCCAAUCUGUUAUAUCAGCAGACUCUUCAGUUUGCCCACCACAACUGACAAUGCCUUGUUGUAUUCAUGCCUUUGAUGUGGAUGAAAAAAGGGAAAAAUAUAUUUGACUAAAACUUUGUGAUUUCAGCUGCAUAGCUACUGGGAGUUUCUAUGGACUCACCUCAUUUUUUUUUUUUUUUUGCUUCGGCCUGUGGGUGGAAAAAGAAGACUAGUGUUCUCUACAUGAAGAACGCUCUUUGCAGAGAUAAAGCCAGAUAGAUAGAAGACACUCUUGUGUUAUACACUGUCUGGAGGAACUUGCGAAAUCAGGUGGCAUCCAACCCUACAAGAAAACACUGAAGUGAUUUGAUGGAAGACAAGAGAGGGCCUAGCUAUUUCCCUGAAGAGUCUUUCUGAGGACUAAAGAGAUUGUUGAAGGAGGUGCUUUGCCAGCACUAUUCAUUGCCAGAAUCAAGUAAAACAAAAAAGAUGCUGCCUGAACUGCACGCAAUUGUGUUACAACACGAUAAACUAAACACGUGCCCUUUUUUAGUCUUCUGGUAGGAUAUUGUCAUGCCACUGGUGUAAUAAUGUUCUCCAGCUAGUCUUUUUCAGUAAAGGCUGAAGCUAGAUUUAGUUACAUACAGUAUUAAUUUCAAGAUCACAUGUUGAAACUAAGGAUUUUGACAGGAUAAACUAUAAAUGCUGAGGCAGGUGUAUCUUAUAUCAUGCUUGUCCAGCAGCAUAUUCCUUCCUUCCUUCCUUCCUUCCUUCCUUCCUUCCUCAAUCUUUUUUUUUUUUUAACCGUGCAAGCAAAACUGUGCAUGGUCUUUGUCGAUUAAUGCCCUUUGUGCAGAAACAAUCACUCAUCUUGUAGUACACCCUAGUAGGCAUAGCAAACUCAUAAUGAUAUAACCUAUAUUUCAUUAGAAGGGGCUAAUGGAGGACAUUAGCCAUGUUAAAAUGCCUUUAAAAUGUUAUAGAUACUAUAGGCUGAUAUAACAUGAAUAAUCUAAAGCACGGAGAUCACUGGUUAUGUUUGAGACAUAGCAGGGGAUAAAGAUCUCUAGAUAAAACAAAUUACUCUGUGGUUAUGGCUUGCUAUUCAGAGUGCAAAGAUUCUGACCUCAGCGUCAUUUUUGUAUUGGUACUAUUGCUGUCAUAACCAACAUAAACACUUUAUUAAAUAAUUUAUUUUUGGUUGGAUUGGCAUUGUAUGUGUAUAACAUUUGCAUGGCCACUGUGUUGAUGAUCGCUGCAUGGGUAUACAUGUUGUUUUUCAAACUAGAAGUUGACAAUUUGAAAUUUAGAGCUAGGAUUAUUUUUAAUAUGAAUUCUUACAAAUGAAAACCUACCUUACCUAUUCCUCAAGACUUCUGCCUCCCUCUGUGAGGGGGCGUUAUUGCAAAAAAGUGAUCUUUCUUUCCAUUUUCUCUUUUUAUUAUUUCUUAAUGAUAUGAGCCAGAUCAAAAUAGUCCAUCUUCGUGUUGGGGAUAUUUUAUUUAAUAAAUUAAGCAUUUUAUUUUUGUAAGUGUUCCCAUAGCACAUUUAAUAUAUAAUUUGCUCGCAUGUAUUAUUUAUUGAGGCACUUUAAGUUUUUCCUUCAGAAGCUUUUAGAGCUAGCUUAUAAAAAUUCUGAACAUAUUCAGAAGAAAACAGUUCACUGGACACUGAUGAAGUUUUACCCUUCUCAAUGUCAUUGAAAAGGCAGCAUUACAAAUAAACAUGACAGUGUAACUACAAAGCCAUACUCAGUAUUUCUUUAAUAAACUAGAAGUUUUUUCUUAACUGCUACUGAACUGGAAACACAUAAAAAGCCAGAGGAAGAUUCCUACAAAAUGGGCCUUAAGAUUUUAUCUAGACUGUCUUGGAAGUUCUCACAGAAAACUAGAAAAAGACUGAGCAGCCAGUGAAACCCAUUCUCUUGAGAAUAUGAAUGCUGUAUUUUAAAGGAAUUUGAAAUUGAUCCUCAAAAUAACAGUGGUGGAAAAGAAAGAUAUCAGAGUCCUCUUACUGUGCAGUGGGAAGAGGGUGCAGUUGGUGGAGGGGGCUGCUAAGUUUCUACUUGCAUAUUCUGUCUUAGUUUCUUCUGAGGUGAAGAAAAAGGUGUCUGAGAUGAUGCUUUUACUGUAAAAGAGGCUCCAGCCCAAAAGCAAGCAGGUGUGUUUUCCAAGCACUGAAAGAAUGUAUACCAAAAAAUAACCACAAGACCCUAAAAAUGUACUUAAUGGCAUCUUCUUUUUGAUUUACUAGUGAGACUUUUAGAGUCAUUUCAGAGAAUAAAUAGUAUUAAAAUGCAUUGUGCAAUAACAUAGCAGUUUGUUAAAUUUCUAAAGGACCAAAUGUUCUACAGAGCCACCACCAUGGAUAACCUUGACCUAUAUCGUUAAUGUUCUUGAUAGUGCAUAAAAUGUAUAAUCACAGUAGAAAAGCUGUAAACUGUAGCUAUACAUAGUUUGCAUUUGUUCAUGAAAAGGCAGGUAAGUGUAGCAGAGUGAGCAGAGAAGAGGAAGAAAUAUGUUCAAAUCACAAUGAAGAGUGAGUAUAUGUGCAUACUCAUCAUGCUUGCACUGUCAGGUAAAUCGUGUACACUGAGUAAGUAUGACAAUCAGGCUCAUUUUAAAAGUCUUUCUGGACUGUGCUAUGA